CGCAAAAAUGGCGCCUCUUAUUCCUCGUCUGCAUCUCUUUGAGAUUGACGAUCAGCCAUGGUUCCCUGCCUUUUUACGCAGUCGCAUCCAAAAUGCUCUCACUGCGGCUUGGAACUCCAAUACUCCUCUUCAGCCCCAAUCACCCGCGCGCAUCGCCGCAUCUACACUCAUACGCGAACUUGGCAGCUCGCUCUCAUCUUACACUUUCAUCGACUUCUGCGCCGGCGGUGGCGGACCCACACCAACAAUUCAAAAAACCAUAAAUGCUCAUCUUAAAGUUGAGGGAAAGCCGCCAGUUGAUUUCAUCCUGACAGACUUGCAUCCCAACGUGAGGGCUUGGGAUAAGAUUGCGAGACACUUUCCACAAAUUUCAUACGAAAGGCAAUCCGUGGAUGCGAGUAAAGCCCCCAAGCAUCUCGUGGAACGUCAAGACGGAAAGAAAGUGAUGCGGCUGUUCAACCUGGCGUUCCAUCACUUUGACGAUGUCUUGGCGAGGGAUAUACUCAGAGAUACGGUAAAGACAAGCCAUGGAUUCGCCAUAUUCGAGCUUCAAGACCGUAGCCUCGCAGGCAUGGUUAGCGUCUGCAUGCUGGGAGUUGCAUCAAUAGUCAUGGCACCGGCUUUUGCCUGGAAAUGGAGAUCUCCCACUUCUCUUGCAUUCUCAUGGCUUUUACCCGUCUUACCAUUUGUCUUGGUAUUUGACGGAAUAGUUUCAUGUCUAAGAACGAGGACUCCCAGCGAGGUGGAAAGUCUCCUCCGUGGCUGCGGUGCCGACACAAGCUCGUGGGAGAUACAAAGUGGUCGGUGCAAGUUUAUCUGGCCGUGUGGAUAUCUAAAUUGGGUCAUAUGUAGACCCGUUGAGAGGGUUUGAUAAGUGCCAUGCACAGGUAAUGAAGUGGACAGUAUGCAGUCUCAUACUUUACAAAUUCAAUCAGCGGAACCACCAAUUCACAGAUCCAUUCAGACGUCCAUCUGAGUAUUUGCUCUUAAUAGAAUGCCACCAGCCUUUUGG
Messenger RNA from Trichoderma atroviride IMI 206040, 1012 nucleotides. RefSeq lists its product as uncharacterized. Lineage: Eukaryota; Fungi; Ascomycota; Sordariomycetes; Hypocreales; Hypocreaceae. The record is from RefSeq and is a predicted model, not a curated record.